Molecule: messenger RNA, 874 nt
Organism: Solanum pennellii
Lineage: Eukaryota; Viridiplantae; Streptophyta; Magnoliopsida; Solanales; Solanaceae
Exons: 1
Coding region: 74-601 (175 amino acids)
Source: RefSeq, a predicted model, not a curated record
UUUCACCUAGAAAUUCCAAAUACUUCUUUAGUUACACAUAUGAUCUUAUAAAAGUUUGAAACUAGCAAAAAAAAUGCAAAAUCUCAAAAUUACAAUAGAUCUUCCUCAUAUCAAGCCAAUCAAAAAGAUAUCAGAUGAAAAGUUAUAUCACGAAGAAGAGUUUCAGGAUCAAAGUUUUGUCUCGAAUCUACAAAAUAAUGAUCAAUUUUUGUCUCGAAAAUCGCUCUCUUCAAUGAACAACAAGUUGUCCAAUGUUGAAGUGUAUUAUGGAGAUGCACCAUUGGCUGUUCCAUUUAAGUGGGAAUCUCAACCAGGAACACCAAAAGUCAAGAUUCUUGAAACUCCACUUCCUCCUCUUACUCCUCCACCAUCAUUUCUUGAGAAAAAGAUGAAAAAUGCUAUAAAGAAGCAAACAAAGGGCAAAUUGUUACAAAGGUUUUUCUUCCUUCCCAAAUUGAACUUUAGGAAAAGUCAACUACAACCAUCUCCAACUAGUUCUUCAUCAUCGUCAUCAUUAUCAUCAUCGUCAUUUUCUUCACCGCCUAGGUGUUGGUCAUAUUCUGUUCCUGCAUCUCCGUGCAAAGUUAAAUCUAAUUUCUAAAGUUGGUGAGUUCAGAAGUAUACAUUUCAAGUUAUAUGUAUACAUUAUUUUGAUUCGAAUUAAUGGAUUCAGUUGAACCUAGUAAAUUAACUUCGUUCCAUUUUUGUCUACACAACUCUAAGUCUCAAGUAUGUACAAGUUAAAUGCCCAAGAUUAGAUGUGAGAACCUAGGGUUUUUUUUUAAUAUCCUUUUAGGGAUUGUACGAUUAAUAUGUAACUUGAUUUCACAAAAUUGUAUGAUUAUGAAAGGAUAUUAAGAAGUUGAUUGUGCAA